Messenger RNA from Anoplopoma fimbria (sablefish), 2969 nucleotides. RefSeq names its product progesterone receptor membrane component 1 (gene pgrmc1). The record is from RefSeq and is a predicted model, not a curated record. The transcript is spliced from 3 exons. Gene Ontology annotation, cellular component: endomembrane system; membrane. The coding region runs from base 54 to 602 and encodes 182 amino acids. NCBI's taxonomy places the organism in Eukaryota, Metazoa, Chordata, Actinopteri, Perciformes, Anoplopomatidae.
CACACACACACACACACACACACACACAGAGAGAGAGAGAGAGAGGACCCAACAUGGCUGAAGCAGAAGGAAGCGAGUUAACUUCUGGUGGCAUUUUCCAGGAGAUCUUCACCUCCCCGCUGAACCUGACCCUGCUCAGCCUCUGCCUGUUCCUCCUGUACAAGAUCUUCCGCGGGGACAAACCACCGGAGCUCGGCGAGGUGGAGCCCCCGCUGCCCAAACUAAAAAAGAGGGACUUCACCAUCGCAGAGUUGAAGCCCUAUGAUGGACUCCAGGACCCGAGGAUCCUCAUGGCUGUCAACGGGAAAGUGUUCGACGUGACCAGGGGGAAGAAAUUUUACGGACCAGAGGGGCCGUAUGGAGUGUUUGCGGGCAGAGAUGCAUCCAGAGGUCUGGCUACGUUCUGCCUGGAGAAGGAUGCCCUCAAAGACGAACACGACGACCUCUCCGACCUGAACGCCAUGCAGCAGGAGAGCCUCUCCGAGUGGGAGUCUCAGUUCACCUUUAAGUACGACUACAUCGGCAAGCUGCUGAAACCAGGAGACGAGCCCACAGAGUACACCGACGACGAGGAGGAGGUAAAAGACAAAAAGGCGGACUAGAAAAACUGAAGAGUGAACAAGACGGGGAGAAAACGAUCGAUGCCUUAAUGUUAGUUUGUAAUUCUGAUGACUGUUGCCUCCUGUUAGGGCCAAACUCCUGUUUGUAUUCUAGUACUUUUGGACUUUCACAAUCCUGACUGAAUUUCGUUCAUCUCCGUUGAUCUUAUGGCACUAACAGUUCAAUAUGCUGCAUUCUGAUGUAGAGCUGUAGUGUUAGUGAUUUAUCAGUCAGCUUAAAAACGGAUCCGUAGAUUAUUGUGGAAAAUUGAGAUCUUGGACCAAUUCCACCGACGGUUAUUUGUCCUGUAAAUUGAGAACAGUUGGUUGACUAAAGAAGGAGGAGAUCAGCUUUGUCUGCGAGAUAAUCCACCAGCUCUGUCGUACACUUUGUUAAUAUCGCUGCUGAAGUAUCGCAGGUUGUACACAUUCCUUUCAUUCAAGGUUUUUCGCUCAGCUCACGUUGAAAUAAAUUAUCUCAGGAAGUAGUUUCUCUCAAAAUUUGCAAAAAAAGGUAUUGAAGUUCUGGAGCCAGAUGGCAGAUUUAAUGUUUUUUUUUUUUUUAUUAACCUAAGUCUUUCCAGAAAACAUUUAAAACGCUCGUCUUUGAGUUAGACCAAAGGCUAAAUCGAACUAACCGGCAAGUUUCCCUGAAAGCAGAUCUCUAAAUCGGGGACUCAUUUCAGCGUUUACUUUUGGUCUGAACCUUAAGACAAGUAUUUUAAAUGAUUUGAGUAAAAUGAAGCUCAUUGGAAAGCUUAAGUGUCCUUGCAUUUCCCACCUUAAUAUGUUUUUUGAACUGUAAUAUGAGAGUAACACCCCAGCUUAAAAAAAACACUGCUAAACAAAUUUAUUUUGAGCACUUUUUCUCUAUAAACUGUACUAACCACAUUAGCUUUAUUUGCCAUGAUAUGAGGGGUGAAAUGGCCACGACUGUUUCCUGUCUGCUCUUUCAACAAUAAGAGGACGAUGACGAUGACGUACUGUAUCUGCUGGUCUAAAUUUUAUGACUGCAUAUUAAGGCCAUUAUAGGUUAAAAAACAGACAGAUUAAUUAGAGAGCAGGGGAAGGAGGGUAUAUUCCAUUAAAAAGGAAAAUUUCAGAGAAGUAAUUUAUAAAUUAACAAUAAAGAAAAGUGGUAAAUUUAUGAAGGGAGAAAAUCAACAAAUUUACAAGAAAAUAAGAACUUGAAUUUUCUCUGCGAUUAUAAAGCCGGUGAUUUGCAAUACAAGUUCAGAAAUUCUUUAAAAUCCAUGUCACAAAUUUACAAGAAAGAAAAAAAGAAACAUUGCACUUCACUUUGCUUAUUCUUCCCUCAAAUUUGUGAUUUCUUUUUUUUUCUUUUCUUGGGGAAAUGUUUAGUUUUUAACCCCAUCCCCUGGCUCCGUAACUUUUAUUAUUUUCUUUUUCUUCAAAGGCCGUAGUACGGAGUCUUGAAAUUUUCCUGUCUGAUAAUACAUUUGUCUUAUCAGAAGAUUUUCUGAUUGUAAAACUCACAAUGACAAUCCUGGUUGUUUGCUGCAGAGCCUCAGAUCCCAAUCAUAUAUUCCAUUAACCAUUUAAGUCAUUUAUCAAGCAUUCAAAUAUAAACCAUUCUCUGGUUUUAGCUCCUCAAAUAGAAGAAUUAGCAGCUUUUUCUUCGCUUUACACAAUUAUAAUUUGAAUUCCUUUCAGAAUUUGGACUGUAGGUCGGAUAAAACAAGUAAUGUGCAAUGAUUUCUUACGAAUAAAUAAAUUCAGAAAAUGAUCAAAUAUAUAGCCCCUCACUCAUUUAAGUGUUCGCAACAGUUUUUCAUCACUUGGUGCAGAGGAAAAGUGACAGAAAGUUCAUAGUACAAAAUAAAUGGCUUCACCUGUAAACACUAGAAAGUCCAAGCUGCUGCCAGUAAUGUUGCAUUUUAUAAAUCAGGAUUUCAGUUUUUUUCUUUCAGCUAAUCGUUUGUUUACAUUCAUUUUGACACUAAAUCCGUGAUGGAAAAGGAUCAAACAUUUAUUGGGAGGCCUCUCAAAGUAUUGUCAACUACAUAAUAAUAUAAUAAAAUAAAUAAAAUAUAGCAUUUUCCAGCAAUAUUUUCCAGUCCAAGUUUCCAUGUGUCUGUGAAGUGUUCCAGAAACUUUGUUUGCAAGGAAAUAUUGUUAAUUUUAAUCCUGAUCUUUAUAUGGAAGAAGUUGGUUUUAAGUUUUGUGUUCUAUUAUCUGUUCACAAUAUUUUUUUCUGUCGUUCCAUCAACCCUGUUAAAAACGGAGAGAUCAGCCACUUUCCGAAAAAUCCAUUCAAAGAGGGAAUAUGUUCAGUAUGCAUGUACAUAAACUAAAUGUCAUAAUCCUGAAAAUGAUAUUUUGAUUUAAUAAAGAAAACUACAAAAUUAA